Messenger RNA from Bradysia coprophila, 2872 nucleotides. RefSeq names its product aristaless related homeobox homeobrain (gene hbn). Gene Ontology annotation, biological process: regulation of transcription by RNA polymerase II. Gene Ontology annotation, molecular function: DNA-binding transcription factor activity, RNA polymerase II-specific; RNA polymerase II transcription regulatory region sequence-specific DNA binding. Lineage: Eukaryota; Metazoa; Arthropoda; Insecta; Diptera; Sciaridae. The record is from RefSeq and is a predicted model, not a curated record.
AUGUCGCACGACUUUCAGUCAUUGGUUGGGUUUCGUGCUGCGAGGAAUAACGACGGAUUUGUCUUUUACCGCAAUUAAUUGUAUCGGUGAGUGAAUGAUAUUCCAAUGCAUUUGUGAUACGGUCAAGUGAAUAUUAUUGAUAGUGACAUGCAAACAAAACAGUGAAUGUGAGAAGAAGAAAAACGUGCUCCAAAAGGAAUUGGUUCUAGCCGUAGAAUAGAACAAUUAUGUUUGAAAUAAAUUAAAUUUUAGCUGAAUGACUAAAUUUAACGAUAUAAAAUGAUGACUCAACCUACAAUGGCCCUGCGGCCGCAGAAUAAUGGAAUGUCGAAGCCGAGAGCAGUGUAUAGCAUAGACCAAAUACUCGGAACACAACACAGGCUCAAUAACAAUAUUGAUCAUGACAAAGACAACUUAAACGACGACAAUGGCGUCGACAUUGAACACGACGACGAUCAGCCGUUAAUGGGAGAUUUGGAUGGCAUGGAUCACGAUCCCAAUGAUAUGAGCCGACCCAGAAAAAUUCGACGUAGAUCAAGAACCACAUUUACGACAUUUCAAUUACAUCAGCUAGAACGAGCAUUCGAAAAGACUCAGUAUCCAGACGUAUUCACCCGAGAGGAAUUGGCCAUGCGACUGGAUUUAAGCGAAGCUAGAGUGCAGGUGUGGUUUCAAAAUCGUCGAGCCAAGUGGCGUAAAAGAGAAAAAGCUAUGGGCAGAGACACAUCCGCCUAUUUACAUCAUGAACAAGGUCUCAACGAAUUCCAGUUGCCAAUAACAAUGCCUCACAAUAUUGGACAUCCAUCAAUGCCAGCAGAAUUUUGGCCAUCAAAUUUCAGCCUUCAUCCCCCAUUCAACCAUUCCGUGCUUCAUCAGAAUCUAAUACACAAUUACAAGCUGCCGAACAUUCAUGCCAUUUUGUCACAGUACAUGGGACUGAAUAAUUUGGGCUUUUUCGGUUAUCCUCAAAAUUUAUCGGUUAACAAUGCUAGAGUUAGCCCACAGACAAGCCCUGUAGAAAGUCCGACAAAUCCAGAUGUCGGGGAUAAAUAAUUUUCCGCUUUGUGUAGAAAGGAUUCGCUCUAACUAACGCGGAAACGAUAAGUGAAAAUGUAUUUUCACAAGAAUUGUACAUAGUAAAAUGAUUUCUGUUUAGUAGAGGGGGAGGGAGCAUUUCGUUAAACUAAAAAUUUUGCGUCCUUAUGGCAUUUAAGCAGGAAGUUACUGUGAGACGAUUUCAGUUAUUUUUAGUAGUCAAGAGAACAGUAAUUGGAAUUUCUCCAGGUCAUGAAACAACAAGGUUUUGUCAACAAACAAACCUUUGAACGUCAAUGUUAAAUCAGACAUACAAUGCCAACAGCCGAUUUGUUCGAACACUUGUCAUUAUUUUCAACGAGAAUUGUACACAAAAAAAGAAACUUCAGUCUAACAUACGACACUUAUCAGGAAUCAUCAACGAAAGUUGAACAUUCUCGGCAGUUUCUAACAACAGUACUUGAUGCCACUGAUUGCGAUUUUUUCUUCUUCUCGUCUGCCCCUGCUUCGUUUUUGCUAACGAAUCAAGAGCAGACGUAUAAAAGUAGGAAAAGAAAUCGCACUCCAUACCAUGUACCGUUGUUAGAAACUGCCUGGAAUGUUCAACUUUCGUGAUGAUCAAUUCAAAGUGGAAUAUUUGCGGCAGUUUCUAAAAACAGAACUUGAUGCACUGAUUGCAAUUUCUUCUUCUUCUUCUCGUCUGCUCUUGCCUCGUUUUGCUAACGAAUCUAGAACAGACGUAUAAAAGAAUAAGAUGAAAUCGCUGUUCAUGCAUCAUGUGCUGCUGUUAGAAACUGACUGGAACUUUCGGUCAAAGUUGAAUAUUUGCGGCAGUUUUCAACUGCAGUACAUGAUGUAUGGGAUGCGAUUUCGUCUCCUUCUUCUCGUCUGAUCUUGCUUCGUUUAGGUAACGAAUCAAGAGCAGACGUAUAAAAGAAGGAGAAGAAAUCGCACUACAUGCAUCAUGUGCUGCUGUUAGAAUCUGCCGGAAAUGUUCAACUUUCGGUGAUUAUCCCCGAUUCAAAGUUAAAUACUCGCGGCAGUUUCUAACUGCAGUACAUGGUGCAUGGUAUGCAAUUUCGUCUCCUUCUUCUCGUCUGCCCUUGCUUCGUUUUUAUAAAAUAAAAACGAAGCAAGGGCAGACGUAUAAAAGAAGGAGAAGAAAUCGCAUUCCAUGCAUCAUGUACUGCUGUUGGAAACUGCCGCGAAUGUUCAUCUUUUGGAGAUAGUCCCCAAUUCAAACUUCAAUAUUUGCUGCAGUUUCUAACAACAAUACUUGAUGCACUGGUUGCAAUUUCUUCGUCUUCUUCUCGUCUGCUCUUGCUUCGUAACAUUCAUUUUUGUCAACGAAUCAUGAACAGACGUACAAAAGAAGGAGAAUAAAAUGUUUUCGGUGCAACAAGUAUACUGCUGUUAGAAACCUCCACGAAUGUUCCACUUUCGGUGAAUAUUUCCGACAAAUGCUGUAUGUUAGGCUGAAAAUCCUAUUUUUUCACCAUGUUUGUUGAUAAUGGCAAAUGUCCGAACAAAUCAACUGAUGGCAUUGUAUACCUAAUAUUACGUUGACGAUCAAAGGUCUAUUUGCUGAAAAGACUGAUUGUUUCAUGAUCUUGAGAAAAUGUAAUUACGUUUCUUUCGGAUAAAUAAGUGAAAUUGCCUCACAGUCAUUUUUUAAUAAAAUACCAUAGUAGAAACGCUAAAACAUGAAAUGCUUCCCUAAUGCAGGGAAUAAGGUAACGAUAAUUUGAAUUGACAGAGAGUUUCACACGAAUUGUAUAUAAUAAAAUCAAGUACAUCAAAUUGUAAGCUAUACUGUACAAUAAAUUAAUUUCAAUUC